Messenger RNA from Acanthoscelides obtectus, 8090 nucleotides. NCBI's taxonomy places the organism in Eukaryota, Metazoa, Arthropoda, Insecta, Coleoptera, Chrysomelidae. The record is from the annotation of a GenBank genome assembly.
CACGGAUAGUGGCGCUGGCGACUGGCGAGAAAACUAAAAUGGCCGCAAAUUCUUAGCGAAAGAAACGUCAGUGCGGCCAGAACUGUAGAAACAGAAACUUUCCGUAGAAAAUUUGAACUCCGGUAUUUCGUUCUAAUAUGUUAUUAUAAGUGCGUGCGGGUGUGCACUUAGGGAUAUGUCGGGGGAACGAGAACUGCCUGCUGAGGACAGCAUCAAGGUGGUGUGCCGUUUUCGGCCCCUCAACGAUUCUGAAGAAAAGGCUGGUAGCAAAUUCGUCGUCAAGUUUCCACAGGGUGGAGAUGAUAACUGCAUUUCCAUUGCGGGUAAGGUGUACCUGUUCGACAAAGUAUUCAAGCCCAACGCAUCCCAAGAAAAAGUCUACAAUGAGGCUGCGAAGAGCAUCGUCACCGACGUGCUGUCGGGCUUCAACGGCACUAUCUUCGCCUACGGGCAGACCUCUUCGGGUAAAACUCAUACCAUGGAGGGGGUGCUCGGGGAUCCCCAGAAACAGGGCAUUAUUCCUCGUAUAGUAAAUGAUAUCUUCAAUCACAUCUACGCGAUGGAAGAAAAUCUAGAAUUUCACAUUAAAGUAUCUUAUUUUGAAAUUUACAUGGACAAGAUAAGGGAUCUUUUAGACGUAUCAAAAGUGAAUUUGAGCGUCCAUGAAGAUAAAAACAGGGUACCGUAUGUGAAAGGAGCAACAGAACGGUUUGUCUCGAGUCCUGAGGAAGUAUUUGAAGCAAUUGAAGAGGGCAAAUCCAAUAGACAUAUAGCUGUAACAAAUAUGAAUGAACAUUCAUCCAGAUCGCAUUCCGUAUUCCUCAUAAACGUCAAGCAAGAGAACCUCGAAAACCAGAAAAAGUUGUCUGGAAAAUUGUACUUAGUAGAUUUGGCUGGAUCCGAAAAAGUAUCGAAAACUGGAGCCGAGGGCACUGUGCUGGACGAAGCGAAGAACAUCAACAAAUCUUUGUCGGCCCUAGGCAAUGUAAUAAGCGCGCUGGCCGAUGGCAACAAAUCUCACAUUCCGUACCGAGAUUCCAAACUGACGAGGAUCCUGCAAGAAUCUCUGGGAGGUAACGCAAGGACAACCAUCGUCAUAUGUUGUUCACCUGCUAGUUUCAACGAGGCUGAGACUAAGUCUACCUUGGAGUUCGGAAAGAGAGCGAAGACGGUGAAGAAUGUGGUUUGCGUGAACGAGGAACUGACAGCCGAAGAAUGGAAGCGGCGAUACGAGAAGGAAAAGGAGAAGGUAGCUCGACUAAAGGGCAAAGUGGAGAAAUUGGAGGAGGAGUUGAACCGUUGGAGGAGCGGCGAGACGGUGAAGCCGGAGGAGCAGAUCAACCUACAGGACCUGCUCAUUACGGAUGCCGUCACUCCUGUCAGUGGUAUGGAGGAGAGCAUCGUGCAGGAAAAACCUUCAGGUCCUUUGCCCGCAACUCCAGCGUUGAUGAUAGGCUCCACUUUGGGUAUAGAAGAACGCACGAAACUAGAACAAGAAAGGGAGCGAUUAUACCAGCAGUUGGACGAAAAGGAUGAGGAGAUCAACCAGCAGAGUCAGUACGUCGAGAAACUCAAAGAACAGAUGCUGGAACAGGACGAACUUAUCGCAAGUACCAGAAGGGAUUAUGAAGCCUUGCAAGCUGAGAUGAAUAGAAUUCAGCAAGAGAACGAGAGUGCUAAGGAGGAAGUGAAAGAAGUACUUCAAGCACUCGAAGAAUUGGCUGUGAACUAUGACCAGAAGAGUCAAGAGGUCGAAGCGAAAAAUAAGGAGAUGGAGACACUUAGCGAAGAAUUAAUGCAAAAGCAAGCCAGCUUGAACACCACCACGACUGAGCUGCAACAAUUGCGCGACAUGAGCAGCCACCAGAAGAAGCGCAUAGCAGAAAUGCUUAGCAAUCUACUUAGGGAAUUAGGAGAAAUUGGAACUACUUUAGGAGGUACUGGCACAGGUGGCGCUGGUGAUGCUGAACAGUUGAAGAUCAGCAACGACGCCGCUAAACUAGAGGAAGAAUUUACAGUUGCUAGGUUGUACAUCAGCAGAAUGAAGACGGAGGUCACUAAUCUCACACAAAGACUUAGGGAAAUUGAGAAUAAAGAGCAGGAUAGUAACAGAAAGGUGACUGAAUAUGAGAAAGAAUUAGCAGAAUGUAGGCUAUUGAUUUCUCAACACGAGGCCAGAAUGAAGAGUUUGCAAGAGUCGAUGCGAGAAGCAGAAAAUAAGAAGAGGAUCCUGGAGGAAAGCAUCGACUCUCUUAGAGAGGAGUGCGCGAAACUCAAGGCUGCCGAACAGGUGCAAAGUGCGAGCGAAAGUGAAAAGAAGGAGGCCAACGAGCUUCGACAGGCUCUGGAGCAGCAGAUGGAUCAAUUGAGGGUGGUUCACCAAAAACAGGUGGCUGCGCUCAGGGAUGAAAUCGCUGAGAAACAGCAGCUCAUCAACGAGAUCAAGGAUUCCAACCAGAAAUUGCAGCUGGCCCAGCAGCAACUCCAAGCCGACUACGACAAGAUCAAGUCGGAGGAGACCGAGAAGUCGCAGAAACUGCAGGAACUCAUUGCCACGAACGAGCGCAGAGAACAGGCGAGGAAAGACCUGAAGGGACUCGAGGACACUGUUGCCAAGGAACUGCAGACUCUGCACAAUCUCAGGAAGCUCUUCGUGCAGGAUCUACAGGCCCGCAUGAAAAAGAACAUGUACAGCGAGGAGGCCGACGAAGAAGGAGGCUCCUUGGCCCAGAAACAGAAGAUUUCCUUCCUGGAGAACAACCUGGACCAGCUGACCAAGGUGCACAAGCAGCUGGUGCGCGACAACGCUGAUCUCCGAUGCGAGCUGCCCAAGCUGGAGAAGAGAUUGCGCGCCACCAUGGAAAGAGUAAAGGCUCUCGAGACCGCGCUGAAGGAGGCCAAAGAGGGAGCUAUGCGGGACAGGAAGAGAUAUCAAUACGAAGUGGACCGAAUCAAGGAAGCGGUACGCCAAAAGAACCUCGCUCGACGGGGCCCAGCCGCGACAAUCGCGAAGCCAAUCAGGGCCGGGCAACAACACCACGUGAACGUGAACGCAGUGCAAGGGGGAAGCCCGGGAGCUGUGGUCAGACCCAUCAGGCCAAAUUCCGGCGUCGACCCAGCAGAACAGCAGAAGCGCAGGUCCAUCAUCGUUGGGGAUAAAGAGUGAGAAGCCACGUUCGCUUUUCGUCGCCACCGAUCAGCGCUGGUGCUUUAACCACAAGAGUAAACCGUGUCGUAGGAGCAAAUUUGUAAUUUAAUAUUAUCGUUAUAAUGGAUACGCGUAAUUGGUAUAUUCCCACAAUCACACAAAAAACGUAUGAAUACCAAAAAAAUAUUGCCUGCUACUGCAAUGUGGCAUCGCAUCUCAUUCUAGAAAGUCAACCGACGGAUGUGACUGAAAGAUUGCUCGCAAAACGAAGGAGGAUGACGUAACCAAUUUAGAUGUAAACUGAAAUGAUAAUUUUUUAAUGGAUAUUCGAGGCGUUUCGUUUUGUGGACUUUUGGUCACCAUCCGAGAACUCACGGGCGAUGAUUCGAUGUGCUUUCAGCUUAGGGGUUGUGUUGUUAUAUCCAUUUCUCAAAUUAGCAAUAAGGUGCACCCACACUGCUAUUGAUUCAGUUGACAGGCGGAAACAGUUAGACAUGUUCCAAUAAAGGUGAUGCUGACACAAGAAAGACCAAUAGAUCCCGACUUCUAGCCCCAAGUCCAUGCUUCAAAUGCAGUCUUUAUCAAUGUUUGAAUAAUUUUGUUUGCAUGAUUUUGACUGUCAUAUUAACGAACAAACGCAUGUUGACAGUGUUAGAGUUUAUUGCCAACAUUCAAUUUGCUGCAAUGCUAUGGAGUAAGUAUACUGUAAGGAAAACACCGUUCUCAUUUCUCUUACACUAAUUUAUAAUGCUUGCAACUAUUUUAUGACAAAUUUAUAACCAUGUCAACUAGACUUGUCGCGUCGGUCGCUACCCGUUGACUGUCCUUUCCACUGUCAUCACGAUUUUAUAUUUUGAAAUCGACCAACCGAGAAGUUUUCCAUCGCUUUUGUCGAAGUUCCAGACAAUGCCAAUCCCGAAAUCGGCAGAACGCUCUCGAACGUGAAAUAAAGCUCUAUAAGGCCGCAAUCGCCCGCACGCAGCAGAGUAACCCUGGUUGCCUAAGCGUUGUUUCUGGAACCUUCUGGUCGAUAUAUAAAAGAGUCUCGGAAAUGUGGCUAGUCAAAUACACUUUAUCAUUGUCGACGGGUACUGGUUGGUUAAAUUUUGAUGUAAACUGCAUUUGGCUUACGGAGCACAAGAAGGUUUAUGGGAUCUUGGCCUAUGGUAAUGGGAGGGUGAGAAACCCAUCUGCAGCUGUCUUUUUCUAAGAGCAUGAUCAUUUUUGGAACAUUAUAUGAACAUCAAAUGAGCAAAUUAUAGAAAACAAGAUGAUACGUCACCUAUUCUUCCAUAAAUUUGUUUUUAUUGAUUUUUUGUCCGAGGACCAUUGCCGUAAACCUUUAACGUUGUCGAAUAAGUUGUUAGAAAUGUCCGCGACCUUUAUAGAGAUUAUUAACUGUUUUUGUGUACCAAUCGUAAUUACCGUUACUAAAAAUUUGUUCGGCUUUAUGCAAUUUUUAAUUACUCCAAAUUUUUAUUUAUGUGGUUGAGAUUUUACGGCAACUGGCCUAAAAAUAUACGUAAUAUCGUAAUUUUAACACAGCAUGCACUUUGGCAAAGUAUUAUAAUACAGCACCCACACGAUAUCCAAUUUUUGUUUCUUCUUAUUUAGCAUUUUUUGUAGAUCGUUGCUUCUAUUGUAAGGCUAUUUUGAUAUUUUAUACUUUACUACCUUAAGUAUUAAAAUGAAAAAUAUACAGUUGCAUUUCAUACAAAGUCCGUUUAUAUCCAAGGCAAGUAGUAGUUGUUAACCUAGAAUACUACACUUGCACCUGAGUGAUUUACUAAUUUCUAUCAAAAUUCUGUAAAACAGGAUUACCUACAUGGAACAAUUUUGAACAAUUUAUUGUUUAUCGAUGUGCAGGGAUUCAAAUUUAUAUUCUGCCAACAUACGUAAUUGAAGUCGCAGUUUUUCAAAUGAUUUUUUUAUAAAGCCAUGCUAGCAUCGAUCAGCAACAAAUAUUAUUAGUUGUAUUUGUUACCUUUGCUGUGGAGAAAUUUUUGACUAGCCGCGUAUAUAAUGUUUUAAAUUUGCUUAGUCGUAUUCAAAGUGCAGCUAUCAAGUAUAUUUAAGUGAAAAUAUAGUUGAUAGCUGCCCAUAAUAACCCACAGCUUAUGAUUACACGACGCAUGUGUUAUUUAAUUUCAUAAAAAAAUUAGUUCAAUUUAAAACCCUGCACAUGAAAGUAUGGAAUGUUUUUUCUUUGCUAAAAGAAUUAUUGUAACGCUAUGCUAUGUAUAUAAUUUUGGUAGGGUUCACAGUCUAGAUCUAGAAGAAACGUGGAGUGCCAGCUUGACCAGAUCAAGUUUGAGAGCGACUCCCAAAAGAUAAUAAAAUAUAAAAAAAAACUUUGUUGUAAGUACAUACAGUAAUUACUAUACAAGUGUAAACAUUUCUUGUUCAAAUGCGAAAAGUUUUUAAAUUUUGUUUUAUGACACGUUUUUUGAAGAAUGCAAAAAAAUCGUAACAAGUUUGUGAUAGAUAUAAAACAAAUGUGUUUAUGCCAGAAGAUGCUUGCCCACUGAGGCGAGGAGAAUUACAGCAAUAUUUUUGUUGGUUCGAAUCUCCGCCUCGGAAGUUAACCUCGUUUCUAUAUUACGCACAAUCGGUGCAAGAUCAUCAUAGGUGGAGAUGGUUUAAUCGACAAUGGCUUACCAGUAAAUGGCUUGUGGUGAAUGAAUGAAUCAUGAAAUUAGAGGCAUCCCGGCCACCAUAAGGAGACAGUGCAUAGGCCGGUUAAACCGGGCCUUAUGCAUCUCUACAUUCCUUAGACCUCAAGCCUCGCCUUUCUAGCGAAGUUGAGAAUGGCCUUGAGUCCAAGCUCCUUGAAGCCCUGAGGGUCCAGGACCCCAGUGUAGUAGCUUAGAGCUUCACAGCGACACAGAACGUACGCCGAGGUCUCUUCCUCUACCCCGCAGCGCUUACAUAAGGGUUCCUCAGCCACCCCCAUCACGUGCAGGUGCCGCCUUAACGUGUUAUAGCUAGACAACAGUCCCACCAGCAACCUUAUUCUGGCUCUAUCCAGAGAUAGGCAGAAACGUCCAUCCUUAGCGCUGGGCCCUACAAUAAGUUCCAGCGCUUGACAGAGAUGUCUGGAAAUACUUCUCCAUUUAUUGCAAUCCACGUUUCCAUUUUCUUCCUAACUUUUUGCGCAGGCACUCCUAAAGCUGGCUCAGAACCAACAAGCUUGCUGGCUGAUCCUGUCUUGCAAUACUAAUCUCCGAAUCUCCGCCUCGGAAGUUAAUCUCGAGUCAUUGAUAUUGUGUUAUUUUCUGUAUUACGCACGAGCGGUGCAAGAUCAACAUAGGUACAUCGCAUCGUUGGAGCUGGUUUAUUCGAUAAUGGCUUACCCGUAGACGGCUUGUGGUAGUACAAUGUUGAUACUGUGGGGUCGGUAAAAAGGCCAAAGAUGGCCUAGUUGCCUAGCUUUCCCUACCCAGUACUACUAUUACUACACCUGUCAUUUGCACCUGUCAAAUGUGACACGUCGGCCCAAUGUUCAGGCUCUAAUUUCAUUACGGGUAAAGCUCAGCGGAAAUGUUUUGCUUAAAAACAACCUGUCAUCAGUAGUCGUGCAAAAAUGUAAAUUGAAAGAAGCCAGCGAGUAAACAUUGCUGAUGAACAGGGAGAUUAAAUAAAUAUGAACGCCCUAUACAUAGCAGUAUAGGUGCCAAAGCAUCAUGGCAUUGUAGUGUGACGUUUCUGGCACUAAUGUUUCCUAAGAGAACGUACCAAAUUGCAGUAAGUGUUUCAAAAGACAUUCCAUUCGAGUUAUUUGUCAUAAAAAGGAACAGAAAUGUCUGCACUAGAAUAUGGGAUUAAGAGGGUACUUUACAGUUUUAUUAUUGUGAUACAGACGUGUUACUGUGCUGCAUAUAUUAGUUUGCGUCUUUGUUCUUCCUUGCCUGCUCAUGCACGACGAAAUUAUUUUAUAUUUUUUCGAGAGUCACUGCUAUUUUCUAUAUACAAAUAUAUAUAUUUUGUUAUGUAUUGUAUGCUUAUGUAAAUUUUGAAAUCUGGUGCACAAUUUUAUCUUAUUUAACCUAGAGUCGAUAUAUUGGGUAUACAGGAUGUUUGGUCAACAUGCAAAAAUACUAACAGUAGUCAUAUUUCACUUAUAUUAUUUUUAUAAUAUUAAUCUACUAGGCCCAAUGUCCCAAAUUUUUUAUGAUCCAGUAAACCCUUGGUUCAGAUGUAGUUAUUAUCAAAGUUCUCAACAAAAGGACGUUAAACUUGGGUUGCCUACCCCAGUCUGUUGCAGAUGGUUACGAUUUCAGUCAUGUCGACUAACAGAUACGUGAUUACCUUAAUCUUGUAGCGUUUGCAAAACUAAAAGCUGUAAAAUGCGAUACUGUUGACAUUUGACAAUACUAGCACGAGCUCCUCCAGGUUGCGCGAUAUUAAAGAACAUGAAUAUAUACACAGGUUUUGUCAAAAGAACAUAAAAUAGCACCAGUACAAAAUUAGUUUCGCCAAAAGAAAACGCUGUUUGGCAAUGAUAAGAAUUGUUAGUUGACAUAUCGCCGGUCAAAAAUAUCCAAACUUGAACUGAGAUUAAACGCAUUCGCGGCAGGCUAGAGUAGACAAUGCUUUCUCUUUUAACAAUCUAAGGUAUCAUUUGCUUUUGGGAUAAGGGUUUAUUGCGAUAUGCGCAUAAUAAUAAUUCAGUUUCCUAUGACAAAUGACUGCAUUUUGACUUAAGGGAAGGAGUACCAAACAUCCUGGGUCUAUACACCUGGUUGGUUUUACUGUGCUGAUCCUAGCAAUUGAUUUUUCUGUGGUAGACUAUCGAUUAUAAAUACAUGUUUGAUAGUGGCUGAUGUCGCUACUGCCCGCUUUUGAGGUCGUCAACUACUUGACAGAUGCAAUUUACCCCUAUUUAUUAUUUAAAUCGUCAAAGUUAUUAUAUAUAUUCUAAUGAACUUACUGAAAAAAGUCA